CAUCUCUCUUUAUUCACACAAUCCCUUCUUUUCCAGUCAUUAAAUAGUAGUGCAGAGAAAUUAUCAGUUAAAAAAAGAAGAAGUCUCAAUUAAGCCAAUAGAAUUCUCGAUUAACCAGAAGAUGAAGAGCAGAAGUAAAUUAGUAGGACAAAGAUGGUGGAGCAUAGGUUUACCUUCUGUAUUUCUCCUUUGUCUUUUCUUCUUCCUCGUAGGUUUAUUUGGUUCUACUCUCAUCUCUCACCAGGAUGUAAAAGUACCUACUGUACGACCCCGGCCGAGGGUGCUUGAAUCUGUGGAAGAAUUUGAUCCUUUGCCCAAUGGCGAGACUGGGGAACAUUCCCUCACUUCCAUUCCCUUUCAGGUUUUAAGCUGGUUCCCGCGUGCAUUAUACUUUCCCAAUUUCGCAACUGUAGAACAAUGCCAAGGCAUUAUUAAGAUGGCAAAGGCAGAACUGAAACCAUCUUCAUUGGCUCUCCGCAAAGGAGAAACAGCAGAGAAUACCAAAGGAAUUAGAACAAGUUCUGGUAUGUUUAUCAGUGCAUCUGAAGACAAAACUGGAAUUUUGGAUCUCAUUGAGGAGAAAAUUGCAAGGGCGACUAUGAUCCCCAGGACACAUGGAGAGGCAUUUAAUGUGUUGCGGUAUGAAAUCGGCCAGAGUUAUCAUUCGCAUUAUGAUGCUUUCGAUCCUUCUCAAUAUGGUCCUCAGAAGAGCCAAAGGGUUGCAUCCUUCUUAUUGUAUUUAUCUGAUGUGGAAGAAGGUGGAGAAACUAUGUUCCCUUUCGAGAGUGGGCAGAACAUGGAUGCUAAUUAUGACUUCCGCAAGUGUAUUGGUCUGAAAGUGAAGCCGCGUAGAGGGGAUGGACUACUGUUCUACUCGCUGUUUCCAAAUGGUACAAUUGAUCCGACAUCUCUUCACGGGAGCUGUCCAGUGAUCAGAGGUGAAAAAUGGGUUGCGACAAAGUGGAUCAGGAAUCAGGAACAGGAUGAAUAAACGAGUACAUGUCUCGAAGUAUUGUUCAUAUAAUUCUUUGGUAAUUUAAUGUAACUUACUAGGAGUUUGAAACGAGUUUUGCAGUAAAUAUAUCUACAAGAGGUGCUUAUAUAGAUCUUUAUCAGUUGGCCCUUCA
Messenger RNA from Lycium ferocissimum, 1127 nucleotides. Its product is annotated as probable prolyl 4-hydroxylase 9. The record is from RefSeq and is a predicted model, not a curated record. Gene Ontology annotation, cellular component: endoplasmic reticulum. Lineage: Eukaryota; Viridiplantae; Streptophyta; Magnoliopsida; Solanales; Solanaceae. Gene Ontology annotation, molecular function: procollagen-proline 4-dioxygenase activity; L-ascorbic acid binding; iron ion binding. The coding region runs from base 122 to 991 and encodes 289 amino acids. Gene Ontology annotation, biological process: peptidyl-proline hydroxylation to 4-hydroxy-L-proline. The transcript has 8 exons.